GAAUUUUGUUGGUUGUUUGAUUAAGAAACUAUUACAAUAUGCACGAUUUAAUUUCUGAUUUUGAAACUGUUUCUCCGGACGCGUGGAUAUUAAAUGAAGAGGAAUGGAAGCAAAAGCUCCUGAAUCUCCCAAAUUGGCACAGGAUUCCGUUAAUUAACUCGAAUGCGUCUCACAACCUGGCAGAUGGCACGUUGGUGCGUUUUCGUGGUAUGAUACAAGAUAUGCACAAUCCAGAGUUUUAUUUUGAACAAUUUGAGGUAUACAAUUCGGUUACCAAUGAGAUUAAGAAUAAAUCCGGCAAGUACAGGGACACUGGUAAUGUUAUGGAGAAUGAAAAAGUAAACUAUGCACAAAACUUUAAAGGUGCACAAAGACAAACUAUGGUAGUUAUUUCACUGCCUGGCCUUAAUGAAUGGGCACAGACUUUAGAAGACAAAGACAACUGCCUGAGACAUUUACAAAACCAGCCAAACACCUCCAAACGACUCAAUCAGAACAUAAAACUUAAACGGAGUUAUGAGGAAGCAGAAGAAGAUGCGGAUGCAAUGGAUAUUGUUGAAAAUGAAGUAGGAAGUAAAGAACGGAGGACAGAUGAAAAUGUGGAUAGUUCCACAAAAGCAGUUUCAAGAGAACAUUUGCUAAAUUUUCCAUUGCCUGAUGUGCCUAGCAAGUCUUGUAUUGCAAAGAUAUAUGAUGAAAGCGACGACUUAAAACUGAAUGAUAUGGUGGAAAUAGUAGGUUUCCUAUCUGUAGACCCAGCCCUUUCUGGAGAAUUCCAACCAGAGACAAAUUCCCUAAUAGAGCUUUCAGUAGAAAGUGAGGCAGAGAUAAUAACACAUAACCCACCACCUAGUCUAGUUCCUAGAGUACAUGCUGUGCUCGUCAAGAAAUUGGAUCAUUGUAAUCCUUUGGUUAAAGGUUGUUUUGAUCAGGAGUUGGCACUAAAAGAGGCAAAUGCAGCCAGGGAGCAUCUUCUAAAAGCAUUGACAGAAUUGCUGCUUGGAGAUCAGUUGGCUGCUGAAUAUCUCAUUUGUCAUCUUAUUGCUUCUGUGUACCUCCGCCAAGACACAAUGACCCUUGGUCAGUUCUGCUUAAAUCUGUCUAAUUUACCUACAGACAAAUACCCCAACUACGCCAAGCAGCUUUACGAUAUCAUUAAGCAAUUUGUCACCAAGAGCUAUUAUCUGCCUCUCACUGUUGAUAAUAUGAAUUCUCUGGCCUUGCAACCUAAAAAAGACUAUGACUGCAAUCGACUAACCAGUGCCGUUUUACAACUGAGUAAAGGCACCCAUCUUGUCUUAGACGAAACUAAAAUGGAGCAAGGCCGUUUAGACAAUACAGGCGUACACAACAUUGCGGCAUUGGGAAAUUUGAUCAAUACUCAGAAAGUGGAAUACGAUUUUAAGUUUUAUAAGAUGGAAUUUGAUUCUGAUAUACCUGUUCUUGUACUUUCGGAAGGGAAAUCUUUGCUGCCUAGCAACUACUAUGUACCCUUAAAACCGGAAGAAUCAUCUCUAGAAAUAUUCGACGCUAUUGUGGAAGCCGCUACUUAUUACUUGAAAGAGGAAAUCAUGAAUGUAAUCAGGACAUAUUUGACUACUUUAAAACUUGUCAAGUAUACUAUUAAUGAUGAAUUACAGUUCGUAGAAGACGACUUCAUAGAAAUGCGCAGUAAAGCAGACAGCGAGAAUCCAGUCACUGCCGACGAUCUGCACAGAUUGUUAGUGCUUGCACGAUUAGUCAGCUUGUCCCGCGGUCACGAUACUUUGACCAAGCAAUGCUGGGACAUUACUAAGCAAAUGGAGAAUGAUCGUUUGCAACGGAUUGGAAAUAGGGUGGCACCUACGUUGUAA
This is a messenger RNA of Hyposmocoma kahamanoa, 1853 nucleotides long. Its product is annotated as mini-chromosome maintenance complex-binding protein. Gene Ontology annotation, biological process: DNA-templated DNA replication. NCBI's taxonomy places the organism in Eukaryota, Metazoa, Arthropoda, Insecta, Lepidoptera, Cosmopterigidae. Gene Ontology annotation, molecular function: chromatin binding. The transcript is spliced from 9 exons. The record is from RefSeq and is a predicted model, not a curated record. Bases 39 to 1853 code for a protein of 604 amino acids.